This is a messenger RNA of Diabrotica virgifera virgifera (western corn rootworm), 2722 nucleotides long. Its product is annotated as ATP-binding cassette sub-family F member 2. The transcript is spliced from 9 exons. Gene Ontology annotation, molecular function: ATP hydrolysis activity; ATP binding. Bases 171 to 2042 code for a protein of 623 amino acids. The record is from RefSeq and is a predicted model, not a curated record. Lineage: Eukaryota; Metazoa; Arthropoda; Insecta; Coleoptera; Chrysomelidae.
AAAAUGAAUUUAAAAUGUCAAAGUUGUCAAAUCAAACGUCACUGUCACAUUCGCCAGCCAUAGACGAUAGACCUCUUUUGUGUCCAUUCAAUUAGAGGACACAUGUAAUUUUGAGCCGAUUUUAUUUUUAGGUAUUAUCGAGCAUAAAGUAUUCAAAUUAAUUAAUAACAAUGCCCUCCGACGCUAAGAAACGUGAACAACAACGUAAAAAAGAUGCAGCAAAAGCCAGACAAGCAGGAAAAAAGAAUGAAAAACAAAAAGGAGAAGAGCAAAAUGACACUCUUAAAACAAAUGGUCUCAGUAAUGGUGCAACAAAUGGCUCGAGUGAAUUAAGUGCUGAAGAAGCCUUAUGUGCAAAACUUGAAGCGGAUGCCCGUUUGAAUGCAGAGGCUCGUGCAUGUACUGGUUCUUUAGCAGUGCAUCCAAAAUCUAGAGAUGUGAAAAUAGAUACUUUUUCCAUUACUUUCCAUGGUUGUGAAAUGUUACAAGAUGCUUUAUUGGAAUUGAACUGUGGUAGACGAUAUGGUCUUCUAGGUUUAAAUGGAAGUGGAAAAUCCACAAUUUUGGCAGUACUUGGUAACAGAGAAGUGCCCAUUCCAGAUCAUAUAGAUAUUUUCCAUUUAACUAGGGAGAUGCCUGCUUCUGAUAAAACAGCCCUUGAAUGUGUUAUGGAGGUAGAUGAAGAAAGAGUAAGGUUGGAAAAGUUGGCAGAGGAGCUAGUUGCAUGUGAAGAUGACGAAUCUCAGGAACAACUAAUGGAUAUCUACGAGAGAUUGGAUGAUAUGGCAGCUGAUACAGCUGAAGCAAGAGCUGCUAAUAUUCUACAUGGUCUUGGUUUUACCAGAGAAAUGCAGAAUAAGAAGACUAAAGAUUUCAGUGGAGGUUGGAGAAUGCGUAUUGCACUAGCUAGAGCUCUUUAUGUCAAGCCACAUCUUCUCUUAUUAGAUGAACCUACCAACCAUUUGGAUUUGGAUGCCUGUGUAUGGUUAGAAGAGGAACUAAGAAAUUAUAAGAGAAUAUUAGUGUUGAUAUCACAUUCGCAAGAUUUCUUAAACGGAGUAUGCACAAACAUAAUACACAUAAAUAAAAAAAGGCUCAAAUAUUAUACCGGCAAUUAUGACGCCUUUGUUAAGACUAGAAUGGAACUUUUGGAAAAUCAAAUGAAACAGUAUAAUUGGGAACAAGAUCAAAUCAACCAUAUGAAGAACUAUAUUGCACGAUUUGGUCACGGAUCAGCAAAGCUUGCGAGACAAGCGCAGUCCAAAGAAAAAACGCUAGCCAAAAUGGUAGCUCAGGGUCUAACAGAAAAAGUGACUAGUGACAAAAUUGUCACUUUUUAUUUCCCCAGUUGUGGUACUAUACCUCCACCAGUAAUUAUGGUACAAAAUGUCAGUUUUAGAUAUAACGAUUCUACACCUUUGAUUUAUAAAAAUUUGGAAUUCGGUAUAGAUCUGGACACUAGGUUAGCGUUGGUGGGACCCAAUGGAGCAGGAAAAAGUACUCUCUUGAAAUUAUUAUAUGGUGAUCUUACUCCAACAGAAGGUAUGAUUAGGAAAAACUCUCAUUUACGUAUUGCCCGGUACCAUCAGCAUCUACACGAACUGCUAGACUUGGACCUCUCGCCGCUUGAAUAUAUGAUGAAAGAAUUCCCUGAUAUUAAAGAAAAAGAAGAAAUGAGAAAAAUCAUAGGAAGGUAUGGUCUUACAGGGCGUCAACAGGUAUGCCCUAUUAGACAAUUAUCUGACGGUCAACGGUGCAGGGUAGUAUUCGCUUGGCUAGCAUGGCAAGUACCUCAUAUGCUUCUUCUUGAUGAACCUACGAAUCACUUGGAUAUGGAAACGAUCGAUGCUCUUGCAGAUGCUAUUAAUGAAUUUGAAGGAGGAAUGGUGCUUGUUAGUCACGAUUUUAGAUUAAUCAGUCAGGUUGCGGAAGAAAUUUGGGUAUGCGAAAAAGGAACAGUAACGAAGUGGCAAGGCGACAUUCUUUCAUACAAAGAUCACUUGAAAACUAAAAUUUUGAAGGAUGCGGCAAAACGGAAAUAAUGAUAAACAUUUAAAGCAAUACUUCAGAUUAUUAGGAGCUAUUGAAGAAACUGUAAUUCUUUUAUCACGUUAGAUUCAUUUUUAACAUAAAAUUAUUUAAGCAUAUUGUAUGGUAUGUCGAAAUUAAAUGAUUGGCCGGCCUUGGUUUUAUUUAUUUAAUAAACGUGUUUCAUAUAUAAGUUGUUUCAUUAAAUCAUGUUACGAAUACAAAAGUGAUAUUCAAAUCCAAGUAUUUCAUUGAUCUAUACUAAUAAUUAGAUUGUUUAUUAUUGUCUAAAUAUACAUUUAUUUAUGUGCUUUAUAUAAAAUUCGACUAAAAUCGGUCUUUGGAAGCCAUACAUGCUAGCUUUUUUAUAACACUCAAAACCGUUAGUCAUCUAAUUAGGAAGAUGAUGUAUAUCUUUUGUAAUGCUAUUAAGUUUUUGAUUAUUUAACUAAAGUCUUUUUUCGGUGAGGCAUAUUUGCAUAUUGUUAUAUUAUGGGCUUCAAAGGAUUGAUUAUUAAAAAAAUAUUAGAAUUAGGCUUUUUUUAAUUUACACUAGAAAAUUAUGCACAUUUCUUAGCAUUUAACAUCAUUAGCUAAAAUUUACCGACAGUUUUUAAUCGUGAUUGGUAGGUCCUCUUGAACAUCAUUGUGAUAAAAAGUAUUUAAAACAGAGUAAUAAACAAAUUGAAAAUUG